AAUCACUUCCAGAUCCAUUUUUUUUCCCUGUUUGAAAGUAUAUGUAUAUAUAGCACUAGCUGGCAUUGACCCUCGUAUUCCCAGAUCCAAAGCAGAACCUUGUCUUCUUUUCUUACUGUAAAAAUGGCUGUCAAAGUUGUGGCAUGUAUACUCUUCAUUACUGCUAUCUCUGGUGCGCUGGCGAACGACCCUGAUAUGCUUCAAGAUCUAUGCGUCGCCAACCUAUCUUCAGGAAUCAAGGUCAAUGGGUUCGCGUGCAAAGACGAAGCAAAUGUCACAGAAGCUGAUUUCUUCUAUGAUGGUCUAGCAAAGCCAGGACAAAUCAACAACUCAGUAGGCUCAAUUGUAACAGGAGCCAAUGUUGGGAAAAUUCCUGGACUCAACACAUUAGGCGUAUCUCUCUCGCGCAUCGACUAUGCACCUGAUGGCUUAAACCCACCCCACACACACCCUCGUGCCACCGAAAUAAUAUACGUGCUCGAAGGUACCUUGGAUGUAGGAUUCAUCACCACCGCAAACAAGCUGAUCGCGAGAACGAUCACCAAAGGCGAUGUAUUCGCGUUUCCGAGAGGUUUGGUACAUUUUCAGAAGAACAAUGGGGACAAGGCUGCUUCAGUGAUUUCAGCUUUCAAUAGCCAGUUACCUGGUACUCAAUCAAUUGCAGUUACUCUGUUUACAGCUACUCCAGCAGUGCCUGACAAUGUUUUGACAAAAGCAUUCCACAUUGGUUCUAAAGAAGUUCAAAAGAUCAGGUCCAAGCUUGCUCCAAAGAAGUAGAGAUCAUACUUCAUGGCGUGGGAGAUCCAAAGAACUCAUGUCUGCAUGAUUACUU
Tripterygium wilfordii is the source of this 832-nucleotide messenger RNA. Its product is annotated as germin-like protein 5-1. Gene Ontology annotation, molecular function: manganese ion binding. Gene Ontology annotation, cellular component: cell wall; plasmodesma. Lineage: Eukaryota; Viridiplantae; Streptophyta; Magnoliopsida; Celastrales; Celastraceae. The record is from RefSeq and is a predicted model, not a curated record. Bases 124 to 777 code for a protein of 217 amino acids. The transcript is spliced from 2 exons. Gene Ontology annotation, biological process: regulation of root development; plasmodesmata-mediated intercellular transport.